AUGAGAGUCACCGUGGCCUGUGCUGGAUGCCGGCUGAAAAAAAUCAAGUGUGUCCACAAGGGCCGCGCGCCGUGCCAGAACUGUCAGACACGCGACGGCAGCGACGAGUGCCGGCUGUUCACCACGCAGGAGUUUCGCAAGUACAAGCGGGCCAACACGGUGCUGCUCAAGAUCGACAGCGGCAAGCUGGCUCUGUCGGAGAGUCUGGUGAACACGUGCAUUGAGAUCACCGUUCAGAACCACCCGGAACUGGUGUUUCUGUACUUUCCGCCAAACAUCAACCUGUUCCGGCUACUCGACCCGGUGGUGUGUCUUGGUCUCUGUGCCCUGAGCUCGCCGUAUCUGGAGAAAUCCCCCGAGAACUCAGAGUUUAUCGCCGCGUUCGAGGCCAAGCUGCUCGAGAAGCUCGACGACAAGGCCAGCAUGGACUACCUGGUGCUGCUGCAGGCAAGCGUCAUCUGGCUGCUGCUCAACUGGCAGACCGGAAAAACCCAUAAGGGAUACCUGUUUGGCGGGUUUGCCGACCGCGUGUAUACGACGCUGACCAACCAGAAGAGCACCAGCGGCUCGCUGAUUGAGCAGGAGUUCUACAUCCGCAGCAUCUGGGCCUACCAGCUGACGUGUCUGUCGCUGCGCGAGGGAUACACGGACGGCCGCGCGCGCCUGACAAAAUACAGGCUCCCGAUGCCGAACAAGGACCUUCUCUUUGGCCACACGGGGCCGUCCAAGUACCUCGGCGAUAUCAAUCUCAGCCAGACGUCGGAGCUGCUCUAUUUAUUUGUGUACACCACGGAUAUCUGGACAGACAGCAACACGUGGAUUUUUAAGGGGGGCCGCAACCACUACAGGGAGGCGCCGUGGGACCCGGCCAGCAAGUGGCACAGUCUGAACAUGCGGAUAGAGUCGCUGGAGGCGCAGCUGGGGCCCAAGGAGAAGUUUUCGCUGUCCAACCUCGAGGCCCAUUUUUCUCUCGGCGAAGGAACUAUUUUCUGCUACCUGCAUCUGGGAAUACUUAUUUCCAAGAUCCUGAUUCGCCGCAACUACUUCCCGUUUGUGCCGCUCGACCAGACCGGUCCCAAGGGCCCGCAGCCGCUGCCGAAAGAGCUCUGUGGCGCGCCCAAGGGCUGGUGGAAAGAAAACGCACACACAGUCUUCGACUGCAGUCGCAUGAUAGCCACCAUUUUCGACGAGCUGCAAAAACGCAAAAAACUGUUCUGCAACUCGUACUCCGGCUACUGCGGCCUCACGGCGGCGUCCAUGCUCAUAUACGCGCACAACUUCCCGUCCUACGACCCCUCGUUCCACGACGCAGACCUGUACUACCAGUACUGUCUGGAUUUUUUGAAAUUCUACAAGGCGCACUGGGAGCUGGGCUCGUACUACUACGAUUUUCUGCGGCACACGCGGCGGAUGCUGGAGGCCGCGGCAAGCAACAGGAUCGAGAUAGCCAGCAUCUCCGCGUUUGAGAACAUGAAGGACGAGCUGAUCGAGGUGGCCAACGUGGCUGCUCCGCUGCCCAAGACCGACCGGCUGAACAUCGAGAGCCUGCUGCGGUCGCCAAAGGUGCCGCACUCGCCCGCAGAGGACGUCGACUGGCUCAGCGCAAACAUGGCGUGGGACUUUGGCUGGUCGAACCUGGGAGUCACUUUUACGGACUAUACGUGUUAA
Messenger RNA from Ogataea angusta, 1668 nucleotides. RefSeq lists its product as uncharacterized. The record is from RefSeq and is a predicted model, not a curated record. The transcript has a single exon. Gene Ontology annotation, molecular function: zinc ion binding; DNA-binding transcription factor activity, RNA polymerase II-specific. Gene Ontology annotation, biological process: regulation of DNA-templated transcription. Bases 1 to 1668 code for a protein of 555 amino acids. Lineage: Eukaryota; Fungi; Ascomycota; Pichiomycetes; Pichiales; Pichiaceae. Gene Ontology annotation, cellular component: nucleus.